Molecule: messenger RNA, 1257 nt
Organism: Trichoderma virens Gv29-8
Lineage: Eukaryota; Fungi; Ascomycota; Sordariomycetes; Hypocreales; Hypocreaceae
Exons: 2
Coding region: 1-1257 (418 amino acids)
Biological process (GO): epoxide metabolic process
Molecular function (GO): epoxide hydrolase activity
Source: RefSeq, a predicted model, not a curated record
AUGCUCUGCGCCGCUGCAGACGUGUUUUCCAUCCCAAACGUCAACGCCACUUUCCAGGAGUCACCCAAACCGUUCGAGAUCUACGUUGACCGAAGUUUCAUUGAGGACACAAGACAGCGAGUGGCACAUGCUAGGGCGCCAGUUUUCAUGGGGGCAACGGGGGAAGGUCCGAGUCCUGAAAAUUACACCAACAUUAGAGAUUACUGGGCCAAUGAAUACGACUGGAAUAUGACUGAGGCAGCCAUUAACAAAAAGUUCGAACAAUUCACGACAAUUGUCACGCCAAUUAUAGGUAACGACACAUAUACAGUUCCACUACACUUUGUUCACCACCGUUCAUCGCGCAACGACGCCAUUCCUCUGCUCUUUAUCCACGGCUGGCCAGGCUCUUUCCUCGAAGUCACCAACAUCAUUGACGAUUUAACGAAUCCACCUAACACAUCCGUGCCGGCGUUUCACGUAGUCGCUCCCUCAAUACCGGGAUUUGGAUUUUCCCCAGCACCUCAGCGCCCGGGGUUUGGACCGGUCGAAGCUUCGCAUGCUUUCGACGCGUUGAUGAAUCAACUGGGUUACGAUAAAUAUGUCAUUCAAGGUGGAGAUUUUGGCGGCGUCAUCCUUCGUUACCAGGCUCAUCUGUUUCCAAAGAAUGUCGUCUCAGUGCUCAGCAAUUUUUGGAUCAUUCAGCCAGGAGAAAGUGACACUCGCAAGCUCGCAGAAGGGCUAGCAACUCCUGAUGAAGUUACCUACAUUAGGAUAUUGGAAACGUAUAUUAACCAGGCAUCUGGAUAUCGCCUUAUGCAAGAGACACAGCCGCUUACAGCGGCCUUUGCUAUGUCAGACUCUCCGCUGGGUAAUGCGAUGUGGAUCUAUGCGUUGAUGGCAGAAGUCAUCGACCCAACAAUCAUGGCCUGGACGCCUGAGGUGAUCAUCACAUGGUCAAUGAUGUACUAUAUACAGGGGCCUUAUGGCGGUAUGCGUUUCUAUAAGGAAGUGGCUAACGACGGCGCUCUUGAUGCAAUCGACUUUGGCACUCUCCCGAUUGUGGAGGUGCCAGUGGCAAUCAGUCAAUUUCCUUAUGAUAUCACAUAUCGAAUGCCCUUGGAAUGGGCCAAGCGUGGAGGCAAUGUUAAAAAACGAAACGUGCACAGUCAUGGAGGUCACUUUGCCGCCUACGAGGUGCCUGGUCUCCUGGUGCAGGACAUCUGGGAGUGGUUCGGGGAUAAGCAAGCUUCCGGAACGAAAGCCUUUCUAAAUUGA